Molecule: messenger RNA, 2327 nt
Organism: Ilex paraguariensis (yerba mate)
Lineage: Eukaryota; Viridiplantae; Streptophyta; Magnoliopsida; Aquifoliales; Aquifoliaceae
Source: the annotation of a GenBank genome assembly
GUCACUCUCUCACCCUUCUCUCCAAUUCCCAAAUGCCUCUGCCUCACUCCUCCCCUUCUCUCCUUUUCUCUCCCGUUGUUGUAGCCGUUUUCCUCAUCUUUUCCGGCCACCUCACGCCGUCGUCUUCCUCCGAUGUUACCUACCCCAACUGUAACCGAACCUUCUCUUGCGGUUCCAUCCGAAACAUCUCUUACCCUUUCUCCGGUGGCGAUCGGCCCGACCAUUGUGGCCUCCCCGAGUUCCGACUUAGCUGCCGAAACAACAAAACGGUGUUCACCACCAACUCUGUCACUUACCGAGUUCUCCAAAUCAAUCAAAUCCAUAAAACCCUAAUUCUAGCCCGCUUGGAUCUCUAUAACACCACCUGUCCUCGACAAUUCGUCAAUUCAACUCUCAAUUCCACCAUUUACAACUCUGGACUCGAAAAUGAAGUUCUCACAAUGAUUUACGGCUGUAAUUCUUCCCUUCUGAUAAUAAAACCCCAAAAUCGAUUCAGUUGCAAUGUGAGUGGUGUCAAUUUUACCGAUGCUUAUUACUUGGUUGGACCGGUUCCGAGCGAUCCGAUAUUGAAUGUUAUUAGUUGUAGUGUGAGUAUUACGGUUCCAAUCCUCUGGUCCGUCGGUGAUAGGCUUACGAGUAAUCGGACAACUCUUGGGGAUGCUUUGACCGAGGGUUUCAGUGUGGUUUAUAGUGACCCAUACGACAGACAGUGCUCACAGUGUACUGAAUUUGGCGGGCAGUGUGGGUUUGAUACCAAUUUGGGUGAACCCAUUUGCAUUUGUGACGAUAAGCUGUGUCCUUUAGCACCAGCGGCACCUCCUCCAGAAGGCAACAAGAAUUCUCCGAACCAAACACCGCUUGGUGUAGGCCUUGGCUUAGUAGGUGCAGCUGCUGCUGGCAUUGGCGUGGGGUGGUUAAUCUUCUUUUGUAGACAAAGGAGAAAACGGUUAGCUGCUGCUGCCGCAGAGUCUGCCCAAACUGAAAGCAAAGGCCUCCCAACUCCUUCAAGCAAGGGCCUUACUACUACUCCUUCAACUGCUUUCACUGAAAGCAUCCCUUCUUAUCCGUCAAUAUCUGACUUUGGAAAGGGAAGCACCUACUUUGGGGUUCAGGUCUUCAGCUACACUGAACUUGAAGAAGCCACUGAUAAUUUCAAUCCUUCAAGAGAACUUGGAGAUGGUGGCUUUGGCACUGUGUACUAUGGCAAGCUCCAGGAUGGUCGCAUAGUUGCAGUUAAGCGUCUAUAUGAGAACAACUUUAAACGGGUAGAGCAGUUUAUGAAUGAAGUUGAGAUCCUGACAAGAUUACAACACGAGAACCUUGUGAAGCUGUAUGGAUGCACAUCAAAACGAAGUCGAGAACUUCUCCUUGUUUAUGAAUAUAUCCCUAAUGGAACAGUGGCCGAUCAUUUACAUGGAAAACGUGCAAACUCUGGUCUGCUCUCUUGGCCUGUCCGUUUGAACAUUGCCAUAGAAACAGCUCAUGCACUUGCUUACCUCCAUGCAUCAGAUAUCAUACAUCGUGACGUCAAAACCAACAACGUUCUCCUUGAUAAUGAUUUCCACGUGAAAGUGGCUGAUUUUGGGCUUUCCAGAUUGUUCCCCAAUGAUGUCACUCAUGUCUCAACUGCUCCGCAGGGGACACCCGGUUACGUUGAUCCUGAGUACUACCAGUGCUACCAGCUCACUGAAAAGAGUGAUGUUUAUAGCUUUGGGGUGGUCUUGAUUGAGCUUAUCUCAUCAUUACAAGCUGUGGACACCAAUAGGCACCGGCAUGAUAUUAAUUUGGCUAAUAUGGCUAUCAACAAAAUAAAUAAUCAAACAUUGCAGGAGUUAGUCGAUCCAACUCUUGAGUUUGAAACAAAUAAUUCUGUGAGAAGGAUGACUACGACCGUGGCGGAGUUGGCUUUUCGAUGUUUGCAGCAUGAGAGUGCUACGAGGCCUUCAAUGGAUGAAGUGUUGCAGACUUUGAAAGGAAUACAGAAUGAAGGGUUGAAUUCUCAAAAAGCAGAGGUUGUGGACAUCUUGGCGGAUGACAUGGCUCUUUUAAACCAUCCUCCACUGUCGCCUGAUUCCGCAGUCACUGAAAAAUGGGUUACCAACUCUACACCUAAUUCUAGUGGUUGAGAUUUCCUUCUCAGUUUUCGCUUAUGAUUUAAUGCAGAUGUGGAGAGGAUUGCAAAUCCUCAUGAUAAGAUGUCACUGAGUGGGUUAGACAUUCAUUUUCUUUUCAUAGUUGAAAAUAUUUCUAUGUUGGACUUGGACAUUAUUGAUUGAUGCAAAGUUAGAAGAGAAUGUACAUAGCAAAAGGAGAUCUUCAUAUUUUGG